This is a messenger RNA of Uloborus diversus, 3074 nucleotides long. Its product is annotated as pleckstrin homology-like domain family B member 1. Gene Ontology annotation, molecular function: protein binding. The record is from RefSeq and is a predicted model, not a curated record. NCBI's taxonomy places the organism in Eukaryota, Metazoa, Arthropoda, Arachnida, Araneae, Uloboridae.
AAAACGGUCUCAUGUUAGUGCAGCUAAUUUGUGGUUUGAUUUGAAAAAACUCUGAUAAGCAUUCCACUAACUACUUCGGAGGUUGUAAACAAACAAUGCCUGGAUUAUGAUGCCGAGGAACUUUUUGGUUGUUUAAGAAUGAAAACAUGACUUCAUUGGGUGUAUGGACGGUAUCAAAUCCAUAUCCUAUUGGUUUUUUAAAGCCUAACUUUGACAAUGGAAGUUUUCUAGAAGUAGCCUCCUCUUCCAAAGAUGGCUUGGCCAUUUGUGAAAGAGGACGCUCUGUUAAAGUUCAAACUGAAGGCCCCCAUCUUGUUAGUUUGGGAGGUAAUGGUGGUAGGCUAAACAGUGCUGUAACUAUUCACCCUUUGCCUGAAGGUAGAAUAUAUGUUGGGAAUCCUGAUUCCUUAUCGCCAAAAGAUGUCUUAAUCCAAGGACCUGGUAUAGCCCUUGAUCAUUGUUUCAUUGACAAUAACAAUGGUCUUGUUACCAUUUAUCCUCAAGCUGGAGAUGUGUCCAUUGAUGGAGUACUCAUUACCGAACCAACUUGUUUAUCUCAAGGAUGUAUGUUGUGCCUUGGGCGAUCAAAUUACUUUCGCUUCAACAAUCCCAAAGAAGCUCAACUUAUGAAGAAGGCUUCUCCUACUCCUAGAAAGUUAAAAAACUCAGCUGGGUUUGUUCCUGUGGAAUCUGUGUUAAAUCAGCAAUUAUUUGAUACCGUUCGACCAUUUUCCAGUCCAUACAUGGAUGGUAUCGAUCUUGUUGAAAAAGUGUCCAAGUUCGAGUAUAUGUCCCAUAGUCAACCUCCUAUCAUCACCUCACAAGAUACCCCCAAAUAUUUUGUAAAAGAAGGCAUACGUAUCUUGCAUUCCGCCCCUCCUAUCAUGCGGGUGCAUAAAGGAUAUUCAUCUGAAACCAGCAUCAAGAAUCCUAGUCCUGUUUCCAGGCUUUUCAGUCCCUUGACUACAAAGCCCGGAUUUUCUACACCUCCCCCAUAUCCUCAACGAACUGCUCAUGGUAGGGUGAACAUGUCCCCUAAGACAACAAGGCUGUAUUCGAAGACACCAGAUCCUAUACUCAUGAGUAGGAGGUCUCCUGCUACUGCUUGGUCUGAUCGUUGUACUCCAACGUCACCUCUUAUCUCCGAUUGUAGAAGCCAUCAUGUGAGUGUGGAAAAUUUGAAAGCCUGUGAAUUUGAGCUUCAUGAACAACAUAGAAAGGCUGUACAGGAACGACUUCGUGAUCAAGAGCAAGAGAAACAGGAGAGACAGCGGUUAGAGGAAAUCCUUCAUCUUUGCGCUGAAUAUGAAGAGCAAGCACAGAAAGAAAGGGAAUGCAAAGCUAAACUUGCUGUAGAACAAAAAGACCCAGCCUCCUCUUCUUCUUCUGGGGAGUUUAGCUCAGUGUCUACUGAUUCCUCUGUUCCUGCUUCGACAGACUCAAAUAAUUCUAAUUCAAUUGGUUCCAAAUCAGAAUCGAAUAUAGAAGGAUAUUCUUCAGGUGAUUCAAAGUGUAAUGGUGUAGCUAAAUACACUACAUUACCAGUGUUGCAAAACCACCAAAAUCAUGUGUUAUCUCCAAUGAAAAGCAAUCCUUCUAACUAUGUGACUAGUGGCUACCAUACUAUGCCCAAUAGAAUAAAAACCAACGGAUCUCUUCCUCGAGAUCGUAGUAACCACCAAAUAUCUCCAACGACUGAGUCUCACAAUUUCGGUCAGCAUUCUUUGUCGGAGAAUGUAGCCAGUAAUAAUGGUGCUAUGAUGUUUGUUAAUCACAAAGCUUUAAAUUCUGCAUCUUCUGAAGAUGAACUCUGUGCCAUUCUGGGAAAUGCUUCCAUGUCGAAGCAAAGUCCACAAAAUGAGUGCGGUCCAAGUAGUCCAUGCAUGGGUACUGCAUUCCUCACCUAUCCUCAUUCUCCUAGAACACGAAUAAAGACUGUUGCUGGGCAGCGGGAAAGAGGCGUGGAAGUGUAUGAAAAUAAACUAGCUAUAAGUGAACUUGCUUUAAAGAAGAGUAACAUGACUCUUACUUUGCCUGGAACUGAGCAUGCAGCUCCGAGCUCAAAUGAAACUAAGUUGAAUUAUUAUGAAAGUGAAAAGUACUUAAAUGCCAAUUACAGAUCUCCAAAUCAAAUUGUCAUGGAUUUAGAAGAAGAAAUUAAUAAGUUGCAGAAAGAAAAGCAGGACUGCUUAGAAGUAAUAACAACAAUAAAGCAUAAAGUGUCUGAAUUAGACUGUCAGAAAAGUGAAGCUUUAAAUGAGUUACAGCUAGAGCAUGCAUUAUUAGCAGGUGAGCUCAAAGACAAAGAACAGCUGCAAAUCUUUGAAGGCAAUAAAUUUGCUGAACUUCAAAAACAAAAGUCAGCACUUGAUCAUCGAAUUGAAAUGACUCAACAAGAACUUGAGGCGGCAAAGCUGAAAGUACAACAACAAGAAAAAAUAGUGGAAGAUCUUCAAAACGAGAUACACCUUAUGAAACUCAAUGUGUUGAAUGAAUCAGACAUAUCUAAUAAAUUAACUGAACUAAAAGCUCAAUCAGAGCUGUUAGAAAUUGAAAGGAAAGCUUUUGAAGACCUUGAAUUUCAGCAGCUUGAAUCACAAGCACAUGAGGAAGAAGAAAAGGAUGAAUUAGCUCAGGAAAUAGAAUGUUUUAAAGAAACCAUUGCUCAAAGACAGAUUGAGUUAAGUGAAUUAACCAAGCAAAAGCAAUCUCUGACCGCUCAGAUGGAUAAAGAGAAGUUAAAGUGUGAAAGUCAAUUACAAAUAUUCACUGAACAGCUACGGCAGGAAGUUUCAAAACUGGAUCAAAUUCAUAGCAAACUGAAAGCUCUUACUAGUGUGAAACCUGGUGGUACUCCAUGUUCUAGUCCAGAUAGUAGUCCUCGAACUUCAGAUUCUGAUAUUGAGAUCCAAAGAAAUGGUGGUUGGAAUGUUCAGCAUCGUUUAGUUUUAGAUGAUAAUAUGUUGCCCAGGCGGCAUUGUUCAGAAGAAAGAAGUGAUAAUUGUAAUAGUUUUCAUAGUUUUGAAUCUGAAUCAUCUAGUCUUACAAGUUCUGAUACUGGUGGAGACAAGUAA